AUAGCAUUGAACUUUAAGAAUAAGCUCUCACAAAGGGGUGGAUUAAUCCUUUUGACCUCUAAGUUUUCUUUCAAUCUCAUGCUUGUGAAUCUUUAGAAGGGAAUUCUAACCAAACAUCUUCAGCCACCACAUUGAUAAGGAAAAUGGGAGUCUCAGACAACAAUGAAGUUUUAGUGACAACAAAGGUAGUUGUUGACUAUGAUAGAGCAAGUGAGCUCAAAGCUUUUGAUGACACACAAGAUGGUGUUAUGGGACUUACUGAUGCUGGUGUCACAAAGAUCCCUCUUAUAUUCCAUAACCCCAAAAAUUCUCAUCAUGAUGAAUCUGAUGAUGGUUCAGGUAGCACACAACUCAGUGUUCCUUCAAUAGAUCUUGUUGGUGUUGCUGAAGAUCCAGCUACAAGGAAAGUGGUGGUUGAGAAAAUCAGACAAGCAUGUGAGACAUGGGGUUUCUUCCAAGUUGUUAAUCAUGGAAUACCAUUGAGUGUUUUGGAGGAGAUGAAGAGUGGAGUGAAUAGGUUCUAUGAGCAAGACUCUGAGGUGAAAAGGGAACUAUACACACGUGACCCUUUGAGGCCUUUGGUGUAUAAUAGCAACUUUGAUCUUUUUACUUCACCAGCUGCUAAUUGGAGGGAUACCUUUUACUGCUUCAUGGCUCCUCAUCCACCAAAACCCGAAGACUUGCCAUCAGUGUGCAGAGACAUACUGCUGGAAUAUGCAAAAGAAGUUAAGAAGCUGGGGAGUGUGUUGUUUGAGUUAUUAUCAGAAGCCCUUGAGCUGAAUCCAAACUAUUUGAAUGACAUUGGUUGCAAUGAGGGACUUACACUUGUUUGCCAUUGCUACCCUGCAUGUCCAGAACCAGAAUUGACUUUAGGUGCAACCAAGCACACUGAUAAUGACUUCAUCACUGUGCUUCUGCAAGAUCAUAUUGGUGGCCUCCAAGUUCUUCAUGAAAACAGGUGGGUGGAUGUGUCCCCUGUACCAGGUGCUCUAGUGAUCAACAUUGGUGAUCUUCUUCAGCUUAUAACAAAUGACAAAUUCAAGAGUGUUGAGCACAGAGUGGUGGCAAACCGUGUAGGUCCAAGAGUAUCAGUUGCAAGCUUUGUUAGCACAAGUCUUCAGCCAUCAACAAAGCUUUAUGGCCCCAUAAAGGAUUUAGUAUCAGAAGAUAAUCCUCCGAAGUACAGGGAAACUACAGUGCAAGGCUAUGUUUCCUAUUCCCUGGGAAGAGGCCUUGAUGGGACUUCUCCUCUGCCACACUUCAGGAUUAAAGAUUUCUGAUACAUGUAUAAGGAUUUUAUUAUUUUUAUGGGCAAAUAUUAGUUUUAAAUAUAUUAGUUUUUGUUGAUGAGAGAUUUAAACUCAUAAUUUUUUUUUUGUUCAGUUAACUUUAUAUCUUUGAUAUAUGUAUAAGGAUGUUUUAACAUGAAUACCUAAGAAUUCUGUAGUAUAUAC
Glycine soja is the source of this 1454-nucleotide messenger RNA. Its product is annotated as 1-aminocyclopropane-1-carboxylate oxidase homolog 1-like. The record is from RefSeq and is a predicted model, not a curated record. The transcript has 3 exons. NCBI's taxonomy places the organism in Eukaryota, Viridiplantae, Streptophyta, Magnoliopsida, Fabales, Fabaceae. Bases 144 to 1280 code for a protein of 378 amino acids.